Messenger RNA from Penicillium cinerascens, 288 nucleotides. Its product is annotated as COX assembly mitochondrial protein. The coding region runs from base 1 to 288 and encodes 95 amino acids. Lineage: Eukaryota; Fungi; Ascomycota; Eurotiomycetes; Eurotiales; Aspergillaceae. Gene Ontology annotation, cellular component: mitochondrion. The record is from RefSeq and is a predicted model, not a curated record. The transcript is spliced from 2 exons.
AUGCAUUCUCAUCUGCAUACCCCCUACAACGUCAACUGCGAGGAGAUUAUGACCGCCCUCGACGAAUGCCACGCCAAGGGAUUCCUCUACAAAGCUGUUGGCAACUGCAAUGACAUCAAGCGUGAGGUCAACAAAUGUCUCGCUGCCGAGCGCUACGACCGAGCGAAGCGGAACCGAGACGAAGCACGCUCCAACCGGCGGCGGAUCGAGGACAUCUGGGCGAGGGAGCGAGCGGCGGAUCAGGCCCCAAAUGCUGGCUCUGAGAAUGCCGGUGACUCCAAGCAAUAG